CGAAGUGAAGACAAGAAACCCAAGAGAUCGACCUACACCGAGGCACAGCCACAGGAGAUCGUGUUGGUUUGAUUCAGGGAGCCAUAGAAAAGAGAUAUGCAGGGCGGGAAGAGCUCGAGCGCGGUGGGCGCGGCCAAGGAGGCGGUGGCGAACGUGGGCGCGUCGGCGUGGGCGGGCAAGGAGAAGACCAUGGCCGUGGUGCAGGAGACGGUGAACAAGGCCAAGGCGCACGACCCGGCGGCCAAGGCGGAGGCGGAGGCCAGGAAGCAGGAGCGGAUCCACGAGGCAGAGGCCGCCAAGCGGGACGCCAUGCGCCACAACGCCGCCGCCAAGGAGCACGCCACUGCUGCGUCCUACCACCCCACCCCCGGCUCCGCCGUCGAUGCCCGCGACGUGGAGGUGGAGGGCGCGGCCGCCCCGCGCGCGGGGAGCAGCGACGACAGCUACCUGGGGGCGAGGCACGCGGUGGGCGAGGACGGCGGUCACCAGCUGCCCGCGCGCGGCACGGCUGGCGGCCACUCCGCGUGAUGACGGGACUCCAUUCGAUGUGAGUUGCGUGUGAACUGGCUGGUGUACCUUGUGUGUUUGUUCGAGUGUGACCGCUCUUGUAGUAGUUUUGAACUCUGGAGAGCUGUGCUUAUGUUGUGAUUUGUGAAGUGAGUUGUUAUAUAAUGGAGAUCCCUCUGGUUCUGAA
Triticum dicoccoides is the source of this 694-nucleotide messenger RNA. Its product is annotated as 11 kDa late embryogenesis abundant protein-like. Bases 97 to 528 code for a protein of 143 amino acids. The record is from RefSeq and is a predicted model, not a curated record. Gene Ontology annotation, biological process: embryo development ending in seed dormancy. Lineage: Eukaryota; Viridiplantae; Streptophyta; Magnoliopsida; Poales; Poaceae. The transcript has a single exon.